UCGGAACAACCGAAGCUGUCCCACUGUUGGCCAAAACAGACCACCUUCGCCGCUGCGCUGAAUCCCGGGGUCAUGGCGGAGAAGCUGGCUCCCGAGAAGCGCCAUGCCUUCGUCCACAACGGGCAGAAGGUUUUCGAAUGGGACCAGACGCUGGAGGAGGUGAACAUGUACAUCGAGCUCCCCAAGAACGUGCCUGCCAAACUGAUUCACUGCGUGAUCCAGGCCGGCCACGUCGAGGUCGGCAUCCGGGGCAACCCGCCCUACCUCAACCAUGACAUUAUGCUCCCCGUGAAGACCGAUUCAUCUUUCUGGACAAUAGAGGAUGGUGAAUUGCAUAUCACUCUGCAGAAAAGGGAAAAGGGGAAAACAUGGGCAUCUCCAAUACAAGGUCAAGGUAGCUUAGAUCCAUAUGUUGCAGACCAGGAACAAAAACGUCUUAUGCUACAGAGGUUUCAAGAAGAGAACCCAGGGUUUGACUUCUCUCAGGCUCAGUUCAGCGGUACCUGCCCUGACCCAAGGACCUUCAUGGGUGGAAUUCACACUGAUUGAAGAAGCUUAGCUCAAGAACAUAAAUCUUGCUGGAUACUAUCAAAUGUGACAAUUGUGAAAACAUGUAUAGGAUGAUUCAGUAUUUACCCUGGAAAUAAUGGUAAUGUAUGACCUUGAACUUCCCGCUGAUCAUGCCAAGGUGGAAAUUAGUUGCUGAAUCUGCUUCAUCCACCUAGUAAAAACCCCUCGUGCUUCAAGGAUGAUGGCAACUGUGGCAUAUAAUGCUAAAUACAGUUACCAUGCAGUGGCUGUCAAGCUUCAAAUGGAGCAUGAGAAUUGUAUCUAUGUUGUAGUAUGAAUGUAUCUGUCUUCUUGGUUAACAGAUUGCUUCUUGGAGAGUUGGGCAGCCCAAUGUAAUGACCACAGGACGCUACAUUGAUUGCU
Lolium rigidum is the source of this 933-nucleotide messenger RNA. Its product is annotated as nudC domain-containing protein 2-like. The record is from RefSeq and is a predicted model, not a curated record. NCBI's taxonomy places the organism in Eukaryota, Viridiplantae, Streptophyta, Magnoliopsida, Poales, Poaceae. Gene Ontology annotation, cellular component: cytoplasm. The transcript has 5 exons. Bases 73 to 549 code for a protein of 158 amino acids. Gene Ontology annotation, biological process: protein folding.